This is a messenger RNA of Diachasmimorpha longicaudata, 12854 nucleotides long. It is a transcript of the gene KCNQ, whose product is annotated as potassium voltage-gated channel subfamily KQT member 1-like. The coding region runs from base 5206 to 7635 and encodes 809 amino acids. Gene Ontology annotation, biological process: potassium ion transmembrane transport. Lineage: Eukaryota; Metazoa; Arthropoda; Insecta; Hymenoptera; Braconidae. Gene Ontology annotation, cellular component: membrane; voltage-gated potassium channel complex. The transcript has 14 exons. Gene Ontology annotation, molecular function: voltage-gated potassium channel activity. The record is from RefSeq and is a predicted model, not a curated record.
CUGGUUUGGCGGAGAGAAAGAAGAAUCAUUUGUCUUAGUGCGGGUGCGUGGAAAGAAUAGAAAAAAAAAAUGCUUCGGAAUUUUUAGAAAUUUCUGGAAAUUUCAAUCAGCAAUAUUUGGAUUUUUGGUGGAUGGGGCGGAGUGGCCGCUAAGGGAUAUUAUUCCUGGAAUGAACUUUCCGAAAAAUUCCUCCCCUCUCCCCCACGCAAAAAAUCCUUUUGGAUACAAAGUUUCGAAAAUAGGAUUUCCCGGAUAAAUUAUUCGUAAAAAAGGACCGUUUUCCAGAUCGUCGGGACGAAAAUUAUUCUAUUGACGUGAAUUAUGAAACAAAGAUUAAUUAUGAAUAUCGCCAUCGAGGUGCAGCGUUGGUGUGAGAAAUACCAGGACAUCCAUUAGGGGAAUGAAACUUUUACAGAAAACUUUUUAAAAGAAAUAACUUUUUUCGAUGUUUUCUCACGCAGACGAUACAUAUAACAUGAAAUAUUCUGAGAAGAUUUAUAUAGUGUGAGAGGUAAUAUGUUAAAAAUGGAGGUGAAUAACACACAAAAUAAUCUCUGAUAGCGUAAAACGUCGGAAAUGCGGAUGAUAAAUUCCAAAACCCUACAACUAUGAAAGUGUUUAUUCAAAAGAUAAAAUGAAAGUUUAACAAAAAAAAAUCUGAAAAUAUUUUAUAUCCGGGAACAGAUUCCCGGAGUUUAAGUCUCUGAAAACCUGCAAAGUGAUGUCCAGAAAGACAACUCCAAGGUUGAUCCUGGAAAUUUAAUUACCCAGACGUCAAUUUUUCCCGUAAUUCUUGGAAAUUUCACAGAUAUGUUCAACAAUUCCACCAACAAUCCCGAAAAAUAUUAUCCCACUCUUUUUGAUCUCAAUUUCCCUACCAAAUUUUUUCACAGCCGAGAGAUUGAUUGUUUCAAUCCUCGCACUUGAAUUUCUAUUAAAAAUAUCGCACUGUGUAACGAUCAAUCAUCCAGGGGCAGAGAGCGAAAGAGUCUCAACAACGAGAAAUUUCAUCUAUAUUCUGAAAAUAAUUGGAGGCAUUCCCGUAAGUAAUGAACAUCGUUAACAGUUGAAAUUCGAUUAGCUGCAUCGACCUUUGCUACCGAACGCAUGUGAAUGUGGAAAUUUGUUCGUACAUGUUCCAUGGGGCAUAUUGCAAAUGAGCGAUAUCAGGGCGUAAUAACGUGAUGCGGACAAAAAUGUUGAGCGUGAAAAGAACCCAAAUGGAAAGAAGUAAAGAAAGGACGAAUAGAGAGGUACGUGAGCGUAAGGUAUCCAACUGGUGACUGCAUAUGUGUGCAAUGAGUGAGUAAUGCGUGGUCGGCAGAGUAGAACAAAGGAGAACGAGACAUUUCUGGACAGACGCAUUGUGGAGCGGAAGAGGAAGUCACUUCGAAAGCCGUAAAACUCUCAGCCACAUUUUCCAGUAUUCUGUUUUGUCCUGUAUAUGUCUUACCCCGAGCACUGACGUCAUUUCAUCCCUCUGUUGUAAUAUAAAAGUCCAUAUGGGCUGUUUUGAAGUGAAAACGUGACGCAAAAAUCUGCAAACUAAAAAAAAACAAAGGGCCGAGUUGCGGACCAUUGUCAGAAGCGGUUUUUAUUCAGUAGAUGCAAUGAAUAUUCAAUGAUAAUCGCAGUGGUGGUGUAAAAUGACAAGAUUUUGUCUGAUAAAUUCGUUAUUGAAAUCCCGACACACAAUUAUAGAUGGAAAAUUCGGAAGUUAUUCUGGAAUCGAAGUGAAUACGACACUAAGUUGGAAAUUCAGUGAAUAAUCAGCCUAGUUUCAUUACGAAUCAUCCAAUAAUUGCUCAUGAUCAUUAUCAUUGUAGCAAAUACUACAGCCGAUGAGAUAUUUCCGGAGCGAAUCGAUUAUUUAUGAACAUUUUUACUGCAAUAAACUGGAUGAGGAAUUAAAAUGAGGUCCUGGCAUUUACGGGAAGUUUUUAUAUAACAAUAAGUAAUUUGUAGGUGUUCUAACUCCUGUGCUCAGGGUAUACGCAUUUACUUAUUUACUUAUGACUCAACAACAAGAACAACAUGACAAUUCAAUUUCUUGUGUGUACGAUAUUUUUAAAUUUCUCAUGAAUGAUUAAUGAGCAGUCUUGAAUAGUCCGUUUCUACGGAACAUAAUGUUCGAUUUUCACGACAACUGUAGAAACUCAAGUUAUCAUUAAAGAAUUAAUGAUUGUUUAGCAUGAAAACCCCCAUUUCCUUCUAUUUUCAAGGUGCGUUUGACUUUGUGUAAACGCAUCAAUUUGAAAUUGCAUUCCAAUUCAUACCGGUGAAUAGUUUAAAAACCCUUUAAGGAAAAUUUCUAUAAAUUUAUGACGAUUCAUGACGGGAUUAGGAUUUUUUCCAUUACUCCAAAACCCUGAAUCAUAUCUGUGUGAAAAAGGAAAAAGGAAUAAAGCUGAAAUAUUCUGUGGACGACGGCUCCCAUUUUGUAACAUUUUGCGAAACAGAGAGAAUAGUUUUAUUCAGUGACACCAAUACUGCAGUUAAAAAAAGUUUCCCCACUAGCUGAAAAAUUAUUAAAUUCAGAUUUUUACCAUCUAAACUAUACCACUCCAUAAAUCGCUCAAAUGCGCGUCAGAAAAUUUAAUUUUACGACGUCCAUAAGUCCAAGGUUUAUUGAAAUGAUUUUCAGUAACAUUUAAACUAACAAUUCUCCUUCUUCCCUUGCCAAAUAGAUUUCUCAAUGAAACCACUAUAAAUUUGAAAAAUAAAAAUUAGCUGCCAAAGCCAUUUCUCCAUUUUACUUUUUAUUAAGAAUUAACCUAACAGCAAUUCUUGCAACAAUUUUUUCCGAACUUGUUUCCCGAAACACCGUCUUUCUCGAAACUUUCAACGAACCUCUGCCACCAAAAUACCCCCAACAUCUCCUCUCCUUCCCCCCUAAUUAUCUCAUAAUCUAAAAGAAAAAUCCCGCCAACAUUUUUCUCCAGCCAUUCUGACUGCCUCUGAAUUAAAAAAGAUGCGAUGGAGAACGACUAUAAAUUGAAAGGAGGUCCUUUUAUUCCAACAUUUUUCCCUCCACAGUCAUAUUCCCUCCGGCACAUUAGCCAUCGAUCCUCCAAGGAUUACUUGCGUGUACUGUUUCAGGAUACCCUCUUCACUCAGCGAUCCUCCCCCGAUCACUCACCCAUUCCGUAAAUCGACAUUCGCACUUUAUGAUCAUCAAAUGACGCAGUCAUCCCUCCCCCGUUCCCCACAGGAGAUCGCCCUGAGACAAAAUAUCUGUGACCCACGAAUGAAUCACGGGAUUGGCCUGGAACUGUAGACAUAUUUAUUAUCAUAAGUAUCGGAGUAAGUGAACGAAAGAAAUCGCAGAGAACGACCACAGACCCAUAGUCAACCCCCUCCCCUAUAUCGCGGUAGAGGGUGGAACUACAGAGAGGGCUAGGAGCCACAGUUGGUUGCGAGCUGUCGUCCUGUGUGGAUCGCCGGGCUUCACCCGUCCUUCCUCGAUCUCAAAAAUUUCCUACGACAAAUCAAUUUCUCAAAUCUUAAAUCAUUCAAAAAGCCCGGGGUUAAAAAUAGCUUUGAAUUGAAAAUGAAAAAAAGUGAAGUGAAAUAUUUACGGUUUAGAAUGUGAGGCUCGAUAGUGCGCCCGUAUGAAAGGUCAGAGGAUAUUCAAGAGAAUCCGCGGGCAAUUCGUACAUUGGAGUUGAUGUGGAACUGAGUAACCCGGACAGUCAUCCCCUAUGCGGAUCUCACCUUUGCACUUAAAUCACUCCGAGUGGAGGGAUGACACCGAUUCCUUCAGCCGAAUUCAUUUGCCCGGAUAUUCGGGAAAUUGAGUGAAAAAUAUUUGUGGUUGAUGUGAUGCGGGUAUCGAAGCUCAUCAAUUUCUGUGCUCUAGAUUUUUUUUCUCAAAGUCAUUUGUACUUUCUCCAUCUCCUUCUUCAGUCUCCGAUUUUCGAGGGUCACUGGAGUAUGACGAAGGCUCCAAUGGAGUUUUGAAUUGUGGUGAACAUGAAGGGGCUGAUGAAAACCGAAUGACAACGGAUAAAUCUGAAUAUUUGUGAGGUCUGUUAUCGGCUAAUGUAAUUACCUUGAGGUACUUUAAGAACAUUAAACUGCAAUAGGACUUGGUAAAUAUCCGAGUGAGAGACUAAAUUCAGAAAUAGAGAGCAGCGAGCUUUACGUAAUGCAAACCCUUAAGUGGAGUGAAGAAUAUCGAUGAGGGGUGUAAACAACAAUUCGAAAACUUCAGUUGUUCUAUGAAUAGAGAAUUAUCGAGGUGGUUAGUGGAAUUAAAAGGAAAACUUUUGUUCACCCUAUCCACAAAUGGAAUUACCGAUGAAUGAGGUAAAAUAGGGGGUGAAAAAAUAUCUGUAAGAGAGUAGAGUGAUAGAGUGGAUGUUAUCCAGUGGUGAUUACGUACAAUCGAAUAAUCAGUACACACUGAGAAUGCCAAUAACUAGAACGAAACAUGCCCGGUACAUUGUCGGGUCCGAGCUAUUCAAGAAAGUUUUGAGGUGAGAAUUGGACUGCCUUUCACAUCAGGAAUUGUCCACAAAGUGGACACUAUCGGUUGUGAUAUCAAUACAUAUUUGAAAAUAUCCACAAGUGAUGAGACUAAAGUUACAACUUGUAAUAUUUAAAUAACUAGAAUUGUGCUGGCAGUGAUUGAAGUUCGCCUAAAUGUGAUUUCACGGUGUCAAUAAAAAAUGCAAUUUCUUAAUUCACUCAUGUCCCAGAUUUAACGUAGGCCUGGGUUAACUGAGUGGUGAGGGCGCUGUGUGCAUAAUUAGCAAGUUGCUGUACUCGCAAUAUCACCGGAAUAAGUACUGAGUUGGCAAAUUAUUGGAACAGCAAAGAGAAUCAACUCGGAUAUGGAUCACCCAAGAAAUAAUUGUGACGCUGAUGAACAAGUUUUCGCGAAGAGAUGAUUUUUCAUUAUCAGUCUAACAAUCUCCGCUCAAAGUUAUAACUUCCAACUGCCAAUGAUUAGGUUCCAGUCGAAAUUUGGGAUUCCCCACGAGGGAGUCCUUCGAUUGUUUAUCAAUCGAUUUUCUGGUUUUCUGGCUCGGAGUUCAGAGGAAUAAGUCGAUUGUCUUUGGAAAUUUCAUUCUAGUAGACGUGGAAUAAUCUAGUAUCGAAGUAGACGAGAAUGUGGGCCAUGAUCGGCGUCAUGUUUAUCCCGAUUGUUACCCGGUUUAAUUUCGGUGUAACAAUGGAAACGGGACAAGGAAAAUCAUCGUUAUGCUGCAGGCUGUUAUGCUAGGUAGUGGACCGGGUGGUGGGAGACGUGAACGUUAUCCCGGUUUUUAUUUACAUCGUCGUUCACGAUUCAGAAUGAACCGGGGUGAACAAGAAACACUGUUCAGGCAGAGCCGACAGUUGACGAGAAUAGUACCGUCUCGGGAGGAUUUAGUCUUAAGCGUACUCAAGGCACCCAUUAACCAACAACAAUCGCAAUUUCAACAUUCACAUUAUCCCCAUAGUCCACAGGAGCAUCACGUCAAUUGUCAAGCACAUCAAACGCAUAAAAGAUGCAUCAAUCAACCAGGUCACGCGUACAACAACGAAAGUCUUCCAAGGAGUAAGGACCAAUGCACGAGGCUAUCGGAAAAGCGUUACAGUGCUGCUGCAGCAUAUGCUGCACUUCAGGGAAGUGAGGACGAGCUUGUUGGUGGUGAAUCCGAGGAUUUUGCAUUGAAAACACCGGGUAGUGAGACCGAGGACACUGAUAACGGUACAACUACCGAAACACCAACAAAAUUCACAUUUUUAAGGCGUUUUCGUUCGCCAAGAUUUGGCGAAGCGCAUCACAAGAGAGUACCAACACCGAUGAAGAGAAAACAUCGGAGAAAGAAGAGCCAGAGUGACAUUAUUAGUGAUGAUGUUAUUGAUGAUGAGGUCGAGGAGGAGCCGGCAAUUCCUGUACAAACUGGUGUACCAGAUCCUUAUUAUCCAAUUUAUCUGCCCAUUGAUCAGGCAUUCAAAGCUAAAUAUGUGUUUCAUCACAAAAAGGGGAAGACAUUUCAGGAGAGACUGUACGUUUUUCUUGAACAUCCUGGGGGGUGGCUGUGCUUCAUUUAUCAUUGCAGUGUGUUCAUGGUGGUGUUGGUGUGCCUCAUAUUUAGCGUUUUGUCAACGAUAGAACAAUACAGUAAUUUUGCAAACGAAACUUUGUUUUGGAUGGAAAUAUGUUUGGUGUUUUUUUUUGGAUUCGAAUACUUAGUGAGACUAUGGAGCGCCGGCUGCAGAUCAAAGUACAUGGGAUGCUGUGGCCGUUUGCGAUUCAUACGCAAACCAAUUUGUAUUAUAGAUUUAAUCGUAGUUGUUGCAUCCAUGGUGGUGCUGUCAGUGGGAAGCAAUGGACAGGUAUUUGCCACUUCAGCAAUUCGUGGUAUUCGAUUUCUACAGAUCUUACGAAUGCUCCACGUCGAUCGUCAGGGUGGCACUUGGCGAUUGCUGGGAUCUGUUGUCUUCAUUCAUCGACAGGAAUUGAUAACAACCCUCUACAUCGGCUUCCUCGGCCUUAUUUUCAGCAGUUACUUUGUAUACCUCGCAGAAAAAGACGCUGUUGGGCCCGAUGGAAAAACGGAUUUUUCGAGUUAUGCUGAUGCGUUAUGGUGGGGUGUGAUCACAGUAACAACUAUAGGUUACGGUGACACUGUACCUCAAACGUGGAUGGGAAAAAUAGUCGCCUCCUGUUUCAGUGUAUUUGCCAUAUCGUUCUUCGCACUACCAGCGGGUAUCCUCGGUUCUGGUUUCGCCCUCAAAGUCCAACAAAAACAACGUCAGAAACACUUCAACCGUCAGAUACCAGCAGCAGCAAUGUUGAUCCAAUGUCUUUGGCGAUGUUAUGCGGCAGACAAGGCCAUCAACAGUGUUGCAACAUGGAAUAUUUACAUAAAGGACCCAGCACCACCGGGUCAACCAUCCACUCCACUUGGAAAGUUGAUUUGUGUAAAGAAGAUGUCUCUGAUGAUCCAGGUGGCUAAAAAGGCGAGUGUCCUGAAGAGACGGAAAUCGAGAAAUCGUAUGGAAAUGCAGAAUCAACAACAAACACCAUCCCAACCGACUGUCCCUAUAUCGGGUGGCACAACGGGAACACAGACUGACAGUAGAAUUGAUAAUGAAGGAGAUGUGGUUUUUUAUAUGGAAGAACCCAAAUCGGGAACACCCAAUCGAGUGAGACGAGAUAACCGGGGUAGUUUAUUCACAUCGCAGACAAGCUCUGUGACAGAAGCGGCGAGUGAUGAAAUUGACAUCGACAUCGAUGAGCCACAACGAGUGACGACGCUAACAGAGGCACACAGAAAUGCGAUAAGGGCAAUCAGGAAGAUAAAAUAUUUUGUGGCACGAAGGAAAUUUCAACAGGCAAGAAAACCUUAUGAUGUGCGCGAUGUAAUCGAGCAGUAUAGCCAGGGGCAUUUGAAUAUGAUGGUUAGAAUUAAGGAGCUCCAGAGGAGAUUGGAUCAAACCCUCGGUAAGCCGGGAAGCUACCUAGCAGGAAUCGACCGGGCUGGCAACAUAAAACCCAUGACGAUUGGUGCCCGUCUGUAUCGAGUCGAACAGCAGCUUUCCGUAAUGGAUAAAAAGCUCGAUCAACUGGUGUACGUAUUAAACGCAGUGGCCCAAAAACAACAAAUCCCAUUGAGGAGCAUCGAGGACGACGUGUAACAGAACGCCCCCAAUGAAUUUCUACGUGCAAUAUGUCAUCAUACUCAACCUCGAUUAACCAUAAGCACAGUUGUACCAGAAAUGUUGAGUAGAGCUCAUUGAUUGAUCUCCACCUUGCGCUGACAAAUUAGGGAGAGGUGAAAUCAGUGGUAUUGUUAACUGAUAAUCGUCAUAAAACGAUUCAUGCUCACUUGAAUUACCGAUAAAUGAAUGAUCUCUCAAUACCGCCGAUAAAUUCUUUCGAUUUAUUUAACAGGCUUCACGAUAAUGAAGUUGUUUAAUUACUGAGAGACGGAUGAUACGCACAGAACGAGAUGCAACAACCAAUAAACAAGAGAUGAGGAAUAACUCACGUACAAGUGACAAUGAUUUUUUAUCUCAUCAGAAGUUGAAUGGACUGUUUCCACGAUACAUUGAUCAUCCAAGGGGGAAAUUAAUAAAUCAAUAUAUUUCGACUACAAUAGGAUCUUAUCGCACAGCAUUAUGAGAGAACAGGAGCCAUCGAUAAAAUAUUUUACCAAUAAAUUUUUUAAAUUACUUGAUAAUGUUAUCGGGAAGCGUCGGUCCAACGCAAUCCAGAGAUUUUUCUUUCAAUUUUUAACGCUCAUGUGAAUAGAAUCAAUCAAGCUAAUUCACUGUGAGCUAAUUCAUCAAUUGUGUAAAUACAUUCAUUGAACAAAAUAAUAUUGUUGAACUAUAAUUAGCUGGAGGCUCUCGGAAACAUGCGAUCGAGGAUAUUUUCAACGAUAAAGGAAUGAAUAGAUGAAUCUACUGCAAUUUGUGGGACUCCAAAAUGAAUGCAGAUGGUGGAAAAUUAUUAUCUAUGACUGCGGGAUAAUUUACAAGUACGGGGUGAAAUUAAUCGUGAGGGUCAUUCAGUGAUAUUAGUGUGGAUUUCAAUUGAAUGAACAGACGAGUGGAUUUGAUCGUUGGAUGUACACCAUAAUAUGGAUAAUGUAAUCGUAGAAUGCAUCGUUGCAAAUUCAUUUCGGCGCAUAGUCCGGACGAAUGAACCGAAGGAUUGAUCAACCAUAUGAGAAAGAUAAUAAUGAAAGGGUUAAUUAUUUUUGUUCUUUUCCAAUGGUAGCAGCAGGAAUUGUACUCUUGUAAUAUAAAUAAAUAAAUAACAGUGCUUUGAGCCUACAAGUGCAUCUUUGCACACUCUAUGGUGCCUCUCAUUCUAUUUCACUAUGGGAUAAUUGAAUUACAUAGAUGACAUUAAAGGAGUUACAAUAAAUUAUCUUGAUAAUGGGUAAUAAUUUUUUGACAAAUUACUCACAUAUUAUGCUUGUGAAUUUCCUCAGCACCAAUAAAAAUAAUCUGCAAUCAUUGAUUUUAGACAAUUGUCGUUUUUAUAUCGUAAGAUAAAUAUUUUAUAGCUUAAGGGAGUUUCACAACUUGAAUAUUCAGAAUUUUUUUAUACUAAUGCGCUUGAUCAGUUAUUUUUUAUUUCCGCAAGACUAGUAGAUUUGUAAAGUUCAUUAAUUAUAUGCAGACACUUGUCAGUGGAGGAUUAUCGAUACUGUACUUUUAAUUGUAAUCCAUUUUUUUUCGUAAUAAUUAUCGGAUAAUCAGCAGCCAAUGCUGGACUAGGUGACAGCUUGUCUCAUGUAAUUUUCACUAUUGUAAAUUUGCACCCCAUAAGUUCGGUAAAUCUCGUGCGUUAAAUAUAAAACGAGUGGCAAGUAGUGUUCGUGAAUCGGCCGAAAAAAAAUAUAGAAUUAAACGUCAACUACAAUUUUUAUUAUGAAAAUUAUUGAAAAUACGGAAUCACUUCGUACGAAUCGAUAAAUGUAAUAACACAAUUUAGAAAUUUGCAAUAAUUCAAAUUAUAUUCAAGUGAAUAUGGUGAAUUGAUAUUGGUAGAGGUGAGAAAUUAUCCAAUGAUUUGUGAUUAGUGGAAGGACAGUGGCGUAGAAUUAUAAAUCUAAGUCAACUUGCGUAAAAGUAGAAUUCGCUAUAAAAAAUCUGCUACUCGCAGCUUAGAAUGUGAUAUCACGCGACCUAGUUAUCAAAAAUGUCAAUAAUUUUUAUUCAACCACGUGUUUGCCUCUUUUAUUAGUACUCCCCUCCCCCCGUACAUUGCUGUAUCGAGACAAACAAAAAAACGAAGGUGAUUUUGAACUGAAAUAAAAUACCUUAAAUAGCUAAUUGUUCAACAGGAAAAGGAACGAAGCGGGUAAAUUACAUGCAAAUCCGAGGAAGCUUGGAAAUACUCAUACGAAUAUUAUUACAGUCAAAGGAUAUAGAACCAAUGAAUUUUCAAUUCAGCCGAUUGUUGAAUAACGAUGAAAUGUUCAUUAUUCCUUGUCCAAGCUACCUCAGAAAACUACUUAAGCUUUUUCUACGCAAAACGUGGCUGUUAUUUAUAAAUUUCAUCAAAGUUGUUAUCAGAUUAUCUCCAGUACUGAUUAAUGAAUCAGCCAAUCACAUUCCGAGUUGACAUAGUUACAUAUCUAUCACUUAAUUACUGUAACUAGGAAUUUAGAGUAAUUUUUUUCUGAAAAUAAGCGUGACAGUGCGAGCCAUGAAUUGUAUCAAUCGAAUAUAAUAAUAUUUCUAGUCAUUUGAAUUUGGUUCUCAACUUGGGCACAAAAAUAUUGAGUACCAAAUAUGAUAAAUACUUAUAUUUAAUGAAGAAGUUUGAUGAAACUGUUAUCAUUGUAAAUGAUAUUUCAUUUAAUAAGGUCAGAUAUUUUUUAUUAUUAAUAGAAUCAGAGUAUUUUAUCGCUGCUUCUUGUGUACCUACUUUUUCUUGUUACUGUUGAUCGGUCCCAAAUGUUUAAUAUAUCAUUAGUCCUUUGACUCAUCAAUCUGAUAAUAUUUGAUAAUACAAUCACUUUGAAUUGGUAAAAUUGUAAAUUCAAUAAUUUGGACCAACGUUAUAUCUUCAAAAUUUUAAUUAAAUUGUAUAUUGUACAAAGUCAAUAUAAUCGAGCCUGUUUAUAGCUCUGUGAAAGAAUGUGGUACGAAAUAAUGCAACAUGAGGAUUGAAUUUUUUGAAGAAAGGAUGAGUGUAUGGAUGAGACAUCGAAGUUAACUGUAAAAGUGAUGACAAAUCUGUUUUUGUUGAAUAAUCGUAUAAUAUUCAUGACCAAAUGAUACGACCUUAUUUUAACCGUGGAUCAACUUAGUCACCUUGAGAAAUUGUAAAAAUCCUUUCCGACCAAAUUAAUCCCGAUGAAAUUAUUAAGGUAUAUCCUCAGAAAAAUUACCAUGAAUAUUUAUCGACUUUACCAUCAAACAGACACAGAGUCAUUCUCACCAGACCCUAAAGUUUUUAUUCAACACAGUAAUUUAAAAAAAACAAUAAUUGGAUCAGGAUCGGACAGGUAAUUCUAUAAAAAUAGUGUAUUACAAGAAAGCCCAUGGGGUGAUAUAUUUUCCAUGACGAGGGUUGAACAAAAUUUUUCCUCGCAGAAAAACUGAAAAACUAAAUUUUCUUGUCGCUUAACACCCAGAAAAUGUUUUUCAGACGCUCCUCCUACAAAUUAAUUCCAUGUUCCCUCCGACUAUUGCAAGCAUGAACCUACUGCCUAUAUAGAAAUAUAUAUAAACAUUAUAUUAGAUGGCUUAAUAAGCAAACUAGACUUAAAAAAGUGAUUUUUUUUCUCCGAGCAGAGAUAACUUUGACUUUUAAGAGAUUAUUUCGUCUGAGACUAUACCUUAAUAUUGGAAUAAAUAAUUCCACUCAUCUGACAAAAUUUAGACUGUACUUUACUCGAAAAUCAGUAACAAUAAAUAUGUUAUAUAAGCGGUGCGCAUCGCCGAAUAUUCUUGGUUGUGCUUCAACGAGUGCUUUGGUUUCGAGAGAAUUUCACGAACGUUUAGUAAAUAGGUUGAACAGAAUAUUAAACUCAACAUUUUAAUACUCUACUCUAUAACGAAUACAAAAAUUCUUGCACGUGUCGCAACGAUGACAAUCUUUAGUGAUAAUAUGUAAAUUGCAACGACAGCUGUGAGACUGAUGGUAAUCAGACAAUGUAGAGGAAAUGGGGAGAAUGUCAAAGUGUAAAGAGCACGUAAUCCUCUAUCCCCGAAACUCUCGAAGCUGAAGCAAUCGGAUAUGUUUAAUGCACCGAAAGAAUCAAUACUAUGAUGCGAAGGAUAAAUCAAUCAUAUCACCGUAGUUGCCUAUAUUACUGUCCACCUAGUAGUAUAUCAACUGAACUGUUGUGCUGCUCAUAAGGCGCAUUAAUAAUUUCCUCAAUUUUAAAGAAUUUAAAAAAUCAGUCAUUUUAAAAUUUCUCCGUAUCGUGGAAGAGAACUCUGCUACUUAAUCUAUCAAAUAAUUAGAAUUAUUUAAUUAAUAAAAUUAAUUCAGCAGCAAAGCGGUGAACUGUUUUAAGUCGAUUUUGACGUUUGGUCAGAGAGAAAAUUUUUUCAUGACUUUUUUGCCGUUACGUUCUACGAAAAAGAUAAUGAUAAAAUUCUUUCCAUCUGCUGUAGAUUCCGGACUAUUCAUCGAACACUGGCCGAUGUAAUAAAAAUGAACUUGACCCAGUUUACUUAAUUAACUACUGAAUUAUUCAUCUCAAAUCCGACGCAAUUUACUGAACAUCAAAUUCCAAGUUCUCCUCCAUGAGAUCAUGAAAAUAGAGAGUAGACCGAAAGGAUUAGAAUCCAUUGUUAAAUAAUUAUGAAUUUUAUCAAUUUUCAUUGCCCGACAAAUCGAAUGUGAAGGUCACUAAUCGAUAUUGAAUAUAUAAUAUACCACAUGAAACUUGUCCAAUUGCGAUAAUGAUAUUGAAAAAUUUCCGAAAGCAAAUGUAUUUUGCAAGUGUCCUUCCAAAUAUUGUAAACGUGAUAGCGCGCUCUGAAGGGUUUACGAUACUCUUAGAUUUAACGACGAUGAAAAAUAAUACUUUCAAAAAUAGUACGAUAAGACGCAUGCAGAUAAAUGAAAAUAAGCGGUCCAUCCGUAUGAUGAGAAAUUUAGAUAUCCACGACAGUCUGAAGUCUUCACAAUAGAUAAAUAUCAUGUUUAGAUAUCAAUGUAAGUACUGUGGAUGGACCAAAGAUUAUAAAUAAUUUAUAAAUAUAAAUGAUAAUUAAUAUUUAAAAAAUGCUACUAUUAUUUUAAUUAACUAUACAUACCGAGUAAUUUAUGCCUGAUAAUAUUGUACAUUUGUGAACAUCGUUUCAUGUUAUACAUAACGAAACACAAUUAUUACUAAUAAUUAUAAACAGCUACUUACAGUUGAAUAAAUCAUAUCAAU